AUCACACCAAGCAAACAAGUUAAAGUUGCCUUCAAAUUUUCGUAGAAAAAUUUUUAGUUAAACAUAAAUUGAAAUUAGUUUUUUUUUUUUUUUUUUUUUUGAAUCGUGAUGAGCUACACAAAUCUCCUGCGCCAUCAGAAUGUGGUCGAUGACUGCCAGCGGGUGAGCUGCAACCGCACUCCGCCGAUCACUGUCACCGGGCGCUGUGUGAUCAGUCGGGACAUCGUGAUCGGCUGCCGCAUGGAACAGUGCGAUCCGGACAUGCCCUACAUGCUGGAGCCGACGUGGGGCGUCUACCUGCGCCCAGGUCGCGAUGGCGGCGACCUGUCGCGGUUCGUGCGGCGCGUCACCUUCAAGAUGUCGCCGCGCCUGCCGCUGCGACUGCACGUGGCGGACAGCGCUCCGUUUGAGAUUGGCGAGGUACUGGGCAGCGACUUUCCCGUGGAGGUGCAGGUGCAGUAUAUGGAUGCCCGCAUGUCGGCCACCUCGUACAUCUUCCGGCCGCGCGUGGUGCGCGAGGGUCACGCCGGUAUUUGCGAGGAGAUGCUCGACAAGAUGAUAUUCGUCAAUCCCUCGCCCAUGAUGAGACAGAAUCUAACGCCCGUGCUUGUGCCCAGUGCAAAUGGUGCGCCCGGGGACAGGACAUCGCCCCAGUUUGCAAUGGAGUCCGCCAUGCCGGAGACACCGGGUGAGCGAAAGGAACAGGACCGGGAUCGGGAGCAGGUGGGCGAUGUGGCGCGACCCUCGCAGCCGCCGGCAAAGCAGCCCAAGAAGCGUCUAAGUGUGGGCAUACCCCAUCCCAUCGGUCAUCAGUAGUCGUGUAUAGAUACAUUGGGCUCUAUGAAAGGAACAACUGAGAAUGUUUGUUGUCCUGGCAUGUGCAGUUACUGGAUUGGCAUUGGAUACGUUUAAAUUACUAAAUAAAUUAUGAAUUUCAUUUACUUCU
Molecule: messenger RNA, 946 nt
Organism: Drosophila melanogaster (fruit fly)
Lineage: Eukaryota; Metazoa; Arthropoda; Insecta; Diptera; Drosophilidae
Exons: 1
Coding region: 109-816 (235 amino acids)
Cellular component (GO): nucleus
Source: RefSeq, marked reviewed